Molecule: messenger RNA, 1942 nt
Organism: Thlaspi arvense
Lineage: Eukaryota; Viridiplantae; Streptophyta; Magnoliopsida; Brassicales; Brassicaceae
Source: the annotation of a GenBank genome assembly
CAAAAGGUAAAGAAAUUUCUCUCCGUUUUCUUCGUCCGCCUUCAUUCUCUUCUCUCUCCAUCGGCACCGAACCAAAACAACCAAGGCAGAAGAAAACCCACCAGCGAGAGACGUGGCGAGAGAGAGAGAGAUAGAGAGGGCAAGGUGAAAGCUUUUUAGUUUCUCUCUCUUCCGAUAAGCAAAGAUCACUGUAUCAACAAUCAGACAAUGCCUGCUUUGAAGAGCUUUUCCGCCGCCGAGGAAGAAGACGACCAACUGUGUCGGAACCCAGAAGCCGAACGAUAUGAUCCGGAAGCUGAGGAGGAAGAAGAAGAUCCGGACCAAAUGGAUGAGAUGGACGAAGAUGAUAACGAAGGUGGAGAUGAGGAAGUCGGUGAUGACGUGAAACGUGACAUAGAGGAAGAAGACGACGAAGUAGAAGCAGAGGAUGAGGAAGCGUUAGAAGAAGAAGAUUCUAAGGAAAGGAGUCAGUCUUCUACAUCAGAAGAGCAAUCAGAAUCAGAAUUUAUGGAUAUCGAGCUAGGGGAUAUCCGUAGGGAUGUGCAGUGUCCGAUAUGUUUAGGAAUUAUAAAGAAAACAAGGACUGUCAUGGAAUGUCUCCACCGGUUUUGUCGAGAGUGCAUCGAUAAGUCAAUGAGAUUGGGGAACAAUGAAUGUCCUGCUUGCAGAAAACAUUGUGCAAGCCGACGUUCUUUAAGAGAUGACCCAAAAUUUGAUGCCUUUAUUGCAGCUUUAUUCAAUAAUAUUGAUAGAUUUGAAACGGAGGAAUUGACUUUUGAUGAAGAUGAGUUGGCUCGUAAGAAACAGAUUCAAGUAUCUAUAGCCCAAGUGUCGCAACGUCAAUCUGAGGCCCUUGUGAAAAGAAAGUCUUAUGGUAAAGAAGUACCGAGAUCACAACGUAUCGGUAGUGGCUCCAGAAGAAGAAGGAACUGCAGAAACAUGGAACAGGAUGCAUCAGAAGCCCAUGAUGAUGAUGAUAAUAACAACGUAGGCAAAGAUUCUUCUUCAGAUGAGCCUUGUGCCGAGUUACCGCCGAGAAAACGAAAAAAGCGCUCUACAACUCGUUCUACAGCUCACCCUUCUUCUUCAUGUCGAAACAACAACGAUAACUGCGCUGACAAGGGCACAGAGGAGACGCACAACAGAGACAGCAGAGGAAUAUCACCUGGGCUUGUGUGGAACCCGGAGAUACUUGCAUGGGGAAGAGGCGGCACAAGGAGUAACACAAGGCAAGGGAACAAUAACCAAGGAGCUGGUAGUAGGAAUGUUAGGAACGCUCGCUUGAACAGACUUGUGGAAUAUCUCGGGAGCUUAGAGAGUAACAGUGGCGAGUUGGAUAUUCAUCUUAGGCUUAUCUCGCUGGAUACAAAAUGUAUACCAAAAUUGCCUCAGCCAUAUCUCUGUUGCCGACCCACUUUGCUAGUCAAACAGCUCCGCGAAUAUGUUGCAGUCCAGAUGCAACUGAAGGCUGAAGAGGUUGAAUUGUUGGUGUGUAAAGAAGAUGAUAAGGCAAUUGAGAGUAAGACCUCAUCAUCAUCAACAGAGAAGCUGCAAAGUCUUAAAGAUGAGGAAACCUUGGCGAAGCUCAACGUUGACUGCACCUCAAGCCAUGGAUAUUUGGUACUGUCACUGUUAAGCAAUGGUAUUGUACCGGCAAAAGCAAAUCGGGUAGAAGCAGUAGACGUUGGAGAAUUUGAUUGGAACAAUGUAUAUGAAUGAAUUAGACUUUUAUGCUCGGGAUUGUUUCCUCAGUCGUCGUUUAACUUUAUCUGAAGAAUAUGUUGGUCUCAAACAUGAAACAAGUUUUAUAUUAUUUAAGAUAGUUUUUUUGAAGUUUGAUUAUAAGCUUGAACAGGAUACAUAACAGAUUUUGAAUAUGGAGGAGUGUGUGUUACUCUUAGCUGUCAGACAAUUAAAUCGUUCUCUAUGUAUAUUAUUAAAC